Molecule: messenger RNA, 1180 nt
Organism: Cucumis sativus (cucumber)
Lineage: Eukaryota; Viridiplantae; Streptophyta; Magnoliopsida; Cucurbitales; Cucurbitaceae
Product: protein terminal ear1 homolog
Exons: 4
Coding region: 653-1180 (175 amino acids)
Molecular function (GO): nucleic acid binding
Source: RefSeq, a predicted model, not a curated record
CUUUUGUCUUUGUACUAAAAUACAAAACAUUUAUAACUUGAUAUGACUUCUAUUAUACUUAUCACUUCCAUUCUUCAUCAUUGGAUCACCAAAAACUACUAACCCUAACAAUGCCUUCUCAUCUCCUUAACCCUCUUCUUCCAUUUCCUCCCCAACCUAUGUCCUCUUACUUCCCCUCCUCUCAUUUUCUCUUCUCUUACAACCCUCUUAUGGCCUCCAAGCCAUUGAAUCCCUAUGCUGACCCUUUUCUCUCUUCUCCACCUACUCUUCUUCCUCCACUCCCUCCUUCACCGCAUGUUCUUGACUAUACAAAUUUCUAUUACCCACGUUCCACUUCCACUUACCUUUGGCAGCUUCAUACUUAUUCUGCUGUUAGCUGCUACAAUGCUUGGCCCCAGGUCAUGUGCCCGCCGUAUCAAGCGGCUGUGGGUUUUUCCGGUACCGUUAUGGCGGAUUCUAAGAAUAUUGGCAAAGCUGAUGUUGGUAAGUUUAGACGAGAGUUUGUUGUCUCCGGUGGCGCGCGCAGAGAGUUAGUCAAAUCUAUGCCGCAAUGGGUAGAGAGGAAAAUCGAUAACGACGCCGGUGGUUGCGGCGGCGACGGCGUAGACCCAGUCGAGAAAACCCUUCCCCUUGCUUGGAUAUCACAACGGUGAUGAUUAAAAACAUCCCGAAUCAGUUCAAGAGGAAGGAUCUUCUUCAGUUAUUAGACAGUUACUGUCAAAUGAUGAACCAACAGAGGGAUUCUCGACCUGGUUUCUGUUAUACCGAAUAUGAUUUCGUUUAUUUGCCUAUGGAUUUCAUGAGAUCAUGGUACGAAGGAAAAGUAUCGAAUUUGGGUUAUGCGUUCGUGAACUUCACUACGUCGAAAGCAGCAACACAGUUCAGUGAUGUGUAUCAUAAUUACAAAUGGGAUGUUAAUGUGAACAGGAAGAUCUGUGAGAUUACUGAGGCUAGGAUUCAGGGCAAGGAAGCCCUAAAGAAUGCAUUCAAGCACAAAAUCUUCUGGUGUCGCAACGAUCAAUAUCUGCCUGUAAUGUUAUUUCCAGCAAGCAAUGGUCGACGUCGAUACAGAAGGGUUAACGUGGGAAGGCGUAUACCUCGUCUUCCUCGCAAGCCCACUCAAGAAAGUUUGAGUAGUUAUGAUGAUGAACUUAAGUGCAUGGUUAUUUGUAGUGUGUAG